Messenger RNA from Gambusia affinis (western mosquitofish), 5615 nucleotides. RefSeq names its product MANSC domain containing 1 (gene mansc1). The record is from RefSeq and is a predicted model, not a curated record. Bases 768 to 2030 code for a protein of 420 amino acids. The transcript has 4 exons. NCBI's taxonomy places the organism in Eukaryota, Metazoa, Chordata, Actinopteri, Cyprinodontiformes, Poeciliidae.
GGGGCCCAGAUCAGAUUCUGUUUCAGGCCCGUAGGACCUGGUGCCGGCCCUGUUGUUUAAUGCUCUUACGGCCUUCCAUACAGCAGAUACUGGUUUCUACAUGGAGACCAUCUUCUCUUUCGGAUGUUUUCUCAAUCAGAUCUUUAAUUAUUGAUCAGCUCGUCUGAUUAAUAAACUGGUUUAAUGUUCCGUCCUCUGCAACCGAGGACCAUAAAUCGUCUUUAUAGUAAUAAUUAAUAUGAGGGUUUGUUAUUUUCGGGCUGCUUUCGGGGCUUGUUUUGCUCAGACUAGGGGUGCAGGCUUUUCCCUCCCCCUUCCAGAGGACAAAGACUAAAAUGGGUCAGAGUGAGGAGAGCAGCAGUGGAUCCUGCGCACCAGCAUCCGGAGGCAGAGAGCAGCUGUUGGCCGCCUUCCAGGCUCUCUGAGCGGGGACCUGCUGCUGCUUUCCUCCGCUGGUUCCUCCUGCUGAGCCCUUUAUCCCCGCUCUGCUCACCGGCGUUUCCCUCAUUCCUGCUUCGCUUUUCUUCGGAUCCCAACAUGUCGUCCUGGGAUGGCUGACGCUGCUAACUGGGACUGAACUGGUUCUGGUGAACUGGACCCGCUGAAUUCCUCCAGCCUGCAGUGAAAAACCGACUCAUCCGCCCCCACACUGACCGCCGGAGGACGAUGGAGGCCGGACUGAGCUGAACGGAGUCCCCGCUGACCGCUCAGAACCUCCACUGGAUCCGUUUUGAGGCCUUUGUGAUCCCAGCAGACACUCCACAGUCAUGACUCCCCAGGCCGACCUCCGACCUUUGCCCGGGCUGCUCCUCGUGAUGGUGCUGAUGUCACUUCCUGCUACAGCUCUGGAACCAGAGACGUGUUUCUCCCGGCAGCAUCAGGGCGCCGCCAUCAAUGUCAGGGCGGCGCUGAGCCGGGACGCGGUGGCCAUGAUGGCCCGGACGGUCCGGUCGGAGCGGGACUGCGUCCUGGCCUGCUGCUCCGAAGAGGUCCGAACAGGCGCUCGGUGCAACAUGGCCGUGUUCAAAGCCAACAAACACGCUGGCGAAGAGAACUGCCUGCUGUUCCACUGCCCCACCGAGUCGGACUGUCCUCUGAUGAAAGCCGCCGAGGGCAGCAACACCUACGACAUCUACAAAGGUUUAAGUCAUCCACCCACACUGAGACCUGUUCCCAUGACAACCGCACUCCAUACUACCAGCACCUCCACCUCUACCACAUCAACACCAACUACACCAACCACCGCCCAGCCACUGCACUCCACCCCAGAACCUUCCCCGCCCAUCAUCAUCAUUGCCACAGAGGCUGCAGGUACUCCACCCACCAACACCACUACGACCACCACCACCACCAUGGGAUCCUCUCCCACCUUCACCACCAGAAAACCCAACAAAACCAGCAAGAAGCAAAACAAAACCACUAAGAAAGGAAAAUCUCAUCCAGCCCUCAUCACCACUACCACCACUACCCAAACAGCUCCCAGCUCCAUGACAUCACUUCCUGCUGAAACAGGAAGGAAAGAGGUGGAAGAUAAACAUACUAGUGUUCUAGAAACUACAACUUCACCUACAACCACCACCGUGGCUCCAACCAUCCGUACAACCAGUACAACCAGUACAACCAGUACAACCAGUACAACCCCAACGACUACAGCCGCCUUCCCCACCACCACAACCACCACCACAACCACCAACCUUCCUCCAACUACCACCACCACCCAGCGUACCUCCACCACUGAGCCAACCACCACAGUGACAGCUCAACCACCAAGUCUGAUCUUCAUUCCCAAAGAGCCGGUCCAGUCAGAGCCCGACCUCCAACCGGGCCACCCCACCCUGCACUCCAGCUCCAGCCGGGGGAAAGCAGCGGCGGCCCAGGGGGCGCUGAAGGGCGGCGUGGUGGCCUUCAUGGUGCUGGCGCUGGCUGCGCUGACGCUGGCGCUGGCGGUGGGCGGCCGGAAGGCCAUGGAGUCCUUCGACCGGCGCCAUUACACCAGACUGGAGCUCAACGACCUGCACUAUGAGAUUUAACGGGAGAAUCCAACAUUUCUGCUUUAUUUAAGGUUGUUUAAGUAUUAGCUACACUACUCUGAACGUCUGCUCACGCUUUGUUUACAAAAUCAGAGAAUCCUGCUCUCUGAUUGGUCAGACUCGACUGUUGAAGCUCCUGACUCUCCAUUGGCCACAGAGAUAGUCCCCGCCCCUUGGCAAGGAUGGAGAAACUGUCUUCAGUCAUUUUUAAGGAUUACACAGAUGAAAUUUACAGACGAGUUAAAUUAGAUCUGGUUUUAAUUAGGUUUUUAAACUGGAGCAAUGAUCUGAUCUCAGAUCAGUUCAUUGCUCAUGUGCAGUUCUAAUAACCACCACUAGAUGUCAUCCUUUUUUCUGUUAAUUCAGUUUCUGUCACUUAGGCAGUGACGUGCGGUGAGGUUCAUAGCUGGUGAGGCUCUGACUUAAUCAUAAUCAGAUUUACAAAUAUAGACCCCCUGCAUGUUAUUGUUUACACAAGGAAGUUUUGCGCAUGCGGACAACAUGGAGGAAAAAACACUAUUCUUUAGCGUGUCAUCCUUAGCCGCGCUGCCACCAUAGAAUAACUCUGUUAACUCAAUCAAACUUGGACAUGUAGAUAUUAUUAAUUUAAUUAUCAGUGCAGCUACGCAGACUUGUUGCCAUAGCAACUGACAACACCACAAAAAAACACUAAAAUAUUUUCCCACACAAAGAGCAGAACAUUCAGUCUGUUGCAGUAGUUUGGUUUUAGGCUUGAUGUUUAUUUUGUGAUUAUUAAUAAGUGAUUGAUGUGGCAAGAGGAGAAAACUAUCGAUAUAUCGCUGCACUUGACCCCACGGCUAGCUCCACCCACGGCUGGCUCCCUCCACGGUUAGCUCCACCCACUGUUAGCUCCACCCACUGUUAGCUCCACCUACGGCUAGCUCCACCCACGGCUUGCUCGCUGUUACUGUCUCUUACUCUGUAGUUGUUCAGUCACAAUGUCUGGGAUCAUGAGCGCCCCCUGCCAUGAGGCCAGAGAACUGCCUGCCUCACCUCCAAUCUGUUCUCUGGUUUCUGAUCGCUGCUCAGCACAGGAAACACGUCACACACACAGCUGGUGACAAAAACAUUAUAUUAUAUAAGAUAAAUUUAGGAAGAUCAGUUAAUAUAUUCAAAGUUUGUUAACCAUUUUAUUGGCGGCGUACAGACAGGAGGAACAUCAAAUGGCUGUCAGUGCAGUUAGCCAGAGGUUGAUCAGUCCCAGGUGAGGCUCGGCUCGCUGCAGCCUCACCUGCUGCGGCCUCACCUGCUGCGGCCUCACCUGCUGCGGCCUCACCUGCUGCGGCCUCACCUGCUGCGCUUCUGAGCAUUUGAAUGGGAAAAUGCAAAAAUUCAGUGAUUUUUGAAGAAAAAAAAAAUCACAAUUGGUUAAGCUAAAUGAAAAAUGAUUACAGUACAAACCACAGGGUGAAAAUAGCAAUAUAAAUUAUUUUAUCAUUAUAUAUUAUUUUUCCAUGAUGACAGGUGAGGCUCUGCCUCACUUGCCUUCCUGACCGCACGUCAACUGCACUUAGGAUUAUUAGUGUUAAGGUGGAAAUAUUUAAAUAUCUGAAUAAUGUACGUUAAAUUAUUAAUACAUUUAAAAUUUAUAUAAAAAUAUUUGUUCAUUUCUGAUAAGGAACCAAACCUGUGAAAAGUUUUCCAAACAUCAGAGUGGAGAAGAUCUCUUUAUGUUCAUUUCAGUGAUUUAAGGAAAGCCUAAGCUAACCAAGAUUAAUUAAUUUAUUGCUGAUGAAUAUACUGCUAAAACCAGUUUGGCCUCCAGAGGGAAUGCUCUGAUGUGAACACAGAAAUGGUCUGGUUUAUGAAGCUGCCACAUCUACAGCGGCCACCAGAGGGCAUCAUCAUGACGAGACUUUAAAAGGCCUGUCAAAAGGGACUGACGUCACAAAUCUCUGCUAUUUAAUAUUGAUCAACCCCAGAUAUGAACCUUGACUUCCUUUAUGUAUGUUUGAGACUCUUAUUUUGAAACAAGAAGGGAAAUAGUUCCUUAGUUGGCCUGUUGAGUUGACAGACACGACCCAGUGACGAAACCUCCAACACUAAACCCCCUGGAGGAUUAGCAGCCAUUUUUAAUCACUGUGAGAAUACUGGCUAACAAGUUAGCUGCUAACAGAUUUAAAUUAACUGCCACCAAAGUUACAGUUGGCUGCUAACAGCGUUGCAAUUAGUUUCCAAUAAUGGUAAUGUUAGCUGCUAACACCUCAACGAAGACCCGAAACUGUAACUAGAAUCUCGAGUUGACCAGUUAAUUUGUUUGUUUUUUUUUUUUAAUUCUGACUUUUAAAAAAAACCUGUUGUGAGUUUGAUGACUGUAAUGCAGCUAGUUGGGAAUCUGGGAUCACUAGUUAUGGACUUGGCCAACUAGACUAGUCACAAAACAAACGAGGUGCUCAGUGAUGCUCGGUCUCUUUUAAAAGACCAUACACCUGGUCAGGGAGGUUUCCUCUGGAUCUGCUGACCUUCCCUCUCUGUCCUGACUGUCGACGCUCCAGCGCGCUGCAUGCUUAUGCCCUCUGGUGGCCAUUCUAGACAUAGCAUGGAGGAACAUGAUGAGACUGGAGGAGAUGAUUUACUGCCUCAGGCGUGUUGGAGCUGGAAAUCAUCUAAAACUGGCAGGAGAUCAGUGAACCCAGCUGGGAGUUGAACCCACAACCGAGAUGUUGCUGUGAGGCAGCGGAGCAGCUGGAAGCUCCAGGUUCUUCCAAACCCGAUCCGGUCCAACCAUCUGGACUGAGCGAGAGGAACCGGCCCGCUUUGGAGGACUCAUACCAGAUGUGAACAUGAUGGUCAGUGAGGUUGGUUCAACCUGAAGUUGCGUUGCUUUCUCCAGCAUGAUGAGCUUCUUACCUGCCAGGUGAUCCAACAGCAGCAGCUCACCGCCAUGACGGAUCCUGGUUCUGAUUCCACUCUUCCUGCUCCAUUGGGUCACGGCACAACCUUUAGUCGUGAACCUGCAAUGACCUCCAGGUUCCUCUGGGUUCCUCCUUGUUCCUUCUGGCUCCUCUGGGUUCCUUCUGGUUCCUCCAGGUUCCCUAAACAUCCGACAGCAAUACCGCCCUCCCCCCAGCGCCUCUCAGGAAGCCUCUGAAGUGGAGACUCCAGAUGCAGAUUAGAACUUGCUGUGCACGCUCCUGCAUGUCCUCUAGGCCUGUGGUGACCUUUGAACCCGCAGGUUCACUGUAGAUGUCAUAUUCACUGUGUGUUUUUGUAUUUCCACCAGGAUUCCCGCCGUGGAUCCAAUCCUUUAUAAACUGAUGCACUACUGUGUUGUGUGUUUUUGAUAAUCAGCUGCUGUACAUAUUCCUGGUUGGUUUUCAUAACUCAGAGGAAAAUGGCCGCCACUAUUUUCUUAUAAUAAACACAUUUUACUGGGUGUGUCUUAGACAGGCUGCUGCUGCGGCACCUCUCCAGCAGGGGGCAGCAGCGGGCCGGUCACGUUUCAGUUUUACUCUAAUUAUCGACAUGGAUGGUGACGUUUGGUGCCGUUUUGUCAAGUGAUGCUUUCACAUAACUUUGAAUUUAAUGUUUUGUCGUAAAGAUUAAAAAGAUGUGAUUUUUGAA